CAAUAUGGCGGUGCCGUUGUACGUGAACUCGGCGCUGGGAAUUACGUCACACCCGAGUUACGCUUCACAAGUCGGAAACCCAAGAUGGAUACGUCCAAGCAAAAAUUUGUUGUUCUUGCUGUUGAGGAAUACCAACAAUUAAAGGACCAAUAUGAAGUCCACCUAAAAACUGUAAUGGAAGAAGAAAGGAGACGCAGGAGCAUACUUAUAUCCUCAAUGCUGCGUUCAACACAGCGACUUAAAACUGGAAUAGAGGGAGAAACCGAAGCAACUCCGACUUCAGAAUCCAAAAUGGCUUCUGAAGCAACCAACAUAUAUUUGGACACCAACAUGAACAUGUUCAUGGAUGCCCAGAGGAGCACUCCAUUUCCUGGUCCCUUGUAUCAGAAGGAAGCAGACCCCACCACAUUCUACUUGAAUGAGGACCUGACUUUCCAGAUCAACGUGAUUGAAGCUGAAGACUUGCAAACCAUAACAGAGGCCUGCCAGGAGAACAUUGAUGCUGCAUCCAAUGCGUUACCAUCACCUGUGCCAAUGCCAGCAAAUGAUGGCUUCAGCAAAGAGCAUUCUUUAUUUUUGAUCAACUUUAUGCGGGAGCACAUUGAAAGUAAAGGUGAAGGACACCCCAAAACUCUGAAUGAGCUAAAUGCACGGCUUAAAUCUUCCAAGUGCAGUAAAAAACAGCUAUGGAGAGAUGCGGCAGAAAAGUUGACUGGCCAUUUCAUGCAGUCGUUCUGCCCUGACAAAGUGGCCAGGAAGUGGAGUACACUUGCAGAAGCCUACAAAAAAAUUAAUGAUAACAAGAAAAUUCAGAGAAAGAAGAAAAUCCGCUUUCAGUUUUAUUCAGAAAUGGAUGACCUUUUUAAAGGCCAGCAUGAUGUGGUCUUUCCUGCUGUUAGUACAUCACACUCACCUGUGCCAAUGCCAGCAAAUGUUGCCUUCAACACAGACCAGACUUUGUUUUUGAUCAACCUUUUGCGGCAACACAUCGCAAGUAAAGGCGAAGGACUCCCCAAAACUCUGAACGAGUUGUUCGUUCGGCUAAAAUCUCCUAAGGGCAGUAAAAAAGUGUUUUGGAAAGAUGUUGCAGAUAAGUUGUCCACCCAUUUUAAGGAGUCUUUUAGCCUUGACAAAGUGACCAGGAAGUGGUAUACACUUGUAGAUGCCUAUAAAAAAAUUAAAGAUAGCAAUAAAACACCAGGGAAGGAUAAAAUCCGCUUUCAGUUUUAUUCAGAAAUGGAAGACCUUCUGGGAGGGCGGCAUGAUAUGGUCUUCCCCGUUGUUGGUCGUGGCAGACCUCAAGCAUUAGAAAGUUGCGACUGUGUGACUGCACCACCCCAAACUACACCACCAACGUCCACACCACCUCCUUGUAAGCGUCAAAAAAUGGAUAGUGAAUUGAUGCAAUAUUUGCUGGACUCGGAAGAAGCCAGUCAACGGCGUCAUGAAGAGACUCUAGCGCAGCUAAAGUCUGCUCAGCAGGGUUUUGAAGCUCUCAUGACAAAGUUGCUUGACAAACUGUAGCUGUUUGUCAUUUGAUGUUUGGUAAUGUGCUUAAGGAAUGUAAAAAUGUUUUUUUUUUAUUUGAGGAUAUUAAGACUUGUGUACUAAAUGUAUAUUUUGAUUUUGUUAAAUGUACUAUUUGGCAGAUAUUGUCUGUUUAGGUGUCAGAAGAGUCUUGCAGGUUUCAUACGUUUGGCACACAAAUAAAAAAGCAUUUUUCAGCUUCUU
Paramisgurnus dabryanus is the source of this 1731-nucleotide messenger RNA. RefSeq lists its product as uncharacterized. Lineage: Eukaryota; Metazoa; Chordata; Actinopteri; Cypriniformes; Cobitidae. The record is from RefSeq and is a predicted model, not a curated record.